UCAGUCGAUCAUCCACUAUCCUUCCGUUCCCAGCCAGCAGCUAGCAUAGCAAUCAGUCCCCCCUUCGCGAUUUCAUCCUCCCGACAUCUCCGAUAGCUGCCCAUCCUCCCCUAGAGUCCUCAAUCUCUACUACAGGUGUCGAAUGUUUGUGUGAACUGGUGCUAAGCCGUAGCUCAGCCUAUCCAUUUUUGGAGACGUAGUAGAGGAGUACGAGUACUUUUUAUCGAUAGGCCGGCUCACAUCAGAAAUGGAGAAUAAUCUACCAGUCAAUAUUCGCGAGUAUCAAGAACUCGCCAAGAAAGCACUGCCAAAGAUGCACUAUGAUUAUAUCAAUGGAGGAGCGGAGGAUGAACACACAUUGAGGGACAAUAUUGCAGCAUAUGGAAGAAUUUUGUUGCGACCUCGGGUUCUUGUAGAUGUCAGCAAUAUAGACAUGUCGACAAACUUAUUGGGAUAUGACAUGCCCUCCCCCAUAAUUGUUGCACCAACAGGAUCACACAAAUUGGCAAAUCCAGAAGGGGAGGUGGCUACAGCAAGAGCUGCAGCAUCAUGUAAUACCUUAAUGGUGCUAUCCUUCUCAGCCAGUUGCAAAAUCGAGGAAGUUGCCUCCAGUUGUAAUGCAAUUCGUUUUUAUCAGUUAUAUGUGUUUAAGAACAGAGAUAUUUCAGCAACAUUGGUACGGCGGGCUGAGAGUCAUGGAUUCAAGGCAAUUGUUUUGACAGUUGACACUCCUAUGCUCGGUCGACGUGAAGCAGAUAUCAGAAAUAAGAUGGUUGCUCCUGCGAAUGCAAACCUCGAAGGUUUGAUGCCAAUAGAUGAUCUCGAUACUGCAGACGGGUCGAAGCUUGAGAAGUAUGCGCGCGACACGCUGGACCCGUCUUUAUCAUGGAAGGACGUGGAGUGGCUGAAAUCCAUAACUAGCCUGCCCAUUCUACUGAAGGGCAUCGUGACCGCCGAGGACGGUAAGUCGGUAAACGCUGUUCGGCAUCUUCACAGUCAUUCAGAGGAUAAAUUUGUUGAUCAUCUUUUAUCUUUUAUACAUGAAAUGCUGAACAACCAUGGGGAACAAACAGCCAGGAAAGCGGUGGAGGCCGGGGCAGCCGGCAUCAUCGUGUCCAACCACGGCGCUCGGCAGCUCGACUACGCGCCGGCCACCAUAUCCGCCCUCGAAGAGGUAGUUAAGGCGGUGGCGGGGGCGGUCCCGGUGCUGGUGGACGGCGGAGUCCGGCGGGGGACCGACGUGCUCAAGGCGCUGGCGCUGGGUGCGCGGGCAGUCAUGGUGGGGAGGCCGGUGCUGUACGGGCUGGCGGCGAGGGGCCAGGCAGGGGCGAAGCACGUGAUCGAGAUGCUCAACAGGGAGCUGGAGCUGGCCAUGGCGCUCUGCGGCUGCCGGAGCGUCGCCGAGAUCACCCGGGACCGCGUCCAGACCGAGGGCGACCGGUUCAGGUCGCUGCUCUGAUGAGGGAUGCGCGGCGGCAGUCGCAGCACAUACUGCAUACUGUGAAGGACACACUGCAUGUGCCAGCGCCCUCAUUGGUCAUUCGAGAUGCUGGUAGUAAUUAGCUAAGGAUCUGUAAAAUGGAAAAUUGGAGUAAUGCUUUGUGCAGCCCUGAGAACAAACUUUGCAUUGUUUUGCUGAGAGAAGGAUUUUAUCCAAACACCCAGCAUAUAUAAGUUGGAUUUUAUCCAAAGAAUCGUAUGAGGUUAUUACU
Molecule: messenger RNA, 1712 nt
Organism: Triticum aestivum (bread wheat)
Lineage: Eukaryota; Viridiplantae; Streptophyta; Magnoliopsida; Poales; Poaceae
Product: peroxisomal (S)-2-hydroxy-acid oxidase GLO4
Exons: 11
Coding region: 248-1459 (403 amino acids)
Molecular function (GO): oxidoreductase activity; FMN binding
Source: RefSeq, a predicted model, not a curated record